Messenger RNA from Cimex lectularius (bed bug), 1448 nucleotides. RefSeq names its product UPF0602 protein C4orf47-like. Gene Ontology annotation, cellular component: centrosome. The coding region runs from base 391 to 1401 and encodes 336 amino acids. NCBI's taxonomy places the organism in Eukaryota, Metazoa, Arthropoda, Insecta, Hemiptera, Cimicidae. The record is from RefSeq and is a predicted model, not a curated record. The transcript is spliced from 6 exons.
CAACAUUGUUUGGCUGAUUCCCAGGGCGGUUGAGAUACAGUGGUGUUAGAAGCUUGUGUAGGAUCAUUCGGUUGAGAUGACCCAGGUUGAGAAAAAGAUCUGCACCGAACACGGCCCGGGGGCGGAGAUUCUUCUUGUCUCGGGAGACCUUUGAUUGUCUGGUAGAUGAAUCACAAGGGCGAAAUUUAAAAUCGCUUUUUGUCAAAACACGUCAAACCACCGUGAAAAUUUUCCGUCGUUGUAAAAAUAAAAAAAACCAACGCUGCGGGCUAUUUGCUUUUUUCUCGAACAGGUGAUUUCAUUUUCCGUUAAAUUAGUUUUCUUUCUUUUCCCCGUUCGGACGAGAUCUUAUAUUUUCAUUGUAUAUUUUUGUAAAUUCAAAAAUUCAAAAUGGCCAAAAGUGCAAAAUCUUUCAGGAAAGACGUCAACGGCGAUACCGUUUAUGGAAAGCACUACGGGAAAACGGACCUCGAACGAUUCGGAAUCUUUGCGGAAAUGAUGUACAUGCACGGUCUCGGGUAUAAAUUUCCCAAAUUGAAUAGUGGUCUCCGGAAUUCUGGAAAGCAGAUGCUCUCAAGUGCCCCGAAGUGGAAAGUCGAAGGUCUCCAGGAUUGUUAUUUUGAUCGAGAGUUCAAGAGACUAUUUGAAGGAGAAGGAGGAAACACGACGCAAAAAAUUGAAAGGAAACUGUGGAAAGAAAAGAAAGAAAAAUUUUUAACGAAGGGUGGUUUUCAACCUCAAAAAGGGCACCAAUUCCAUUCAACGCCGGGCGAUCAUUUCGGAACUUUUAGCGGAAAAAUUGAAGCAUUUUCACCCAAGCAAAAGCCUCAGGAGAAAGAACGCUUCAAAAUGGGUUUCUCAAUGAAAUCAAGCAAGUUGGGUGGGUGCGGUUACGUCGACAUAACCAUCAACAAAUACCCGGAAUACUUCUCUUCUAAAGCAAAGCCUGGAUAUUGGAACCCGGAUAAGUCUAGGAUAAGAGACGGACCGAUAAAAAGCGGUUGGCCGCCAAGAUUGUUCGACGCGAAGGUGUACAUGCCGGUCGGGGACAAGGUUGAAAAGACGUACAUAACGACCCGCGAAAAACCUUGGACCAAGUACGGACGUUUCUACCCACCGAGUCAGAACAAGCUGCUGGGUGGUAUGAAGGGCGGCGGUUUUUCAAAGUUUCCGGAAUACUUACCUGAGAAGUACAUCGAUCCGUGGAAAAUUAUGAAAUACGGUUCGACGGGCAAGUACCAAGAGACGAACAAAGGCUUGGCGCCAUUCUUCCCACAGCCUUCCAACAAGUCGUACCCCGUGGUUUCCCCGAUGAACAGAGUCAUCGACAUAUCCACCACACCCAAAAAUUUCUGGGUAAAAAAACCGGCAACAUACAAGAGGGAAUUUGUAAUUUUAUAAAAGAACAAAUAAUUUUAACCCUGAAAAAUAAAUAUAUUUUAAACUUA